GUUAGUCACCACUCUUGUCAUGUCAUUUCACAGACCCUUCUGAAGACAUGAGCUGUCAGGGAUGAGUAUUUAUUUUCUUAAAUAUCUGUAACACUAUUUGUUAAAGCAUUUAUCAAAAUCUAUAACAAAAAUGUACAAGAUAGCCUAAUAAAUGUGUUAUGCUACCAUUCAUUGAGCAUUGGCAGUUUGCUUAGCUUGUACAAAGAAAGAAAGAAGAUAUGGUCUCUCUCCCUAAAAUCUUGUCACUGAAAUGAUGUGCGACAUUCGAGAUUUAGGAUUAAUCAUUUAAAAGGUUAGUCUCAAAUUGAUGUUUUACCUUCCUAGAUCAUCAGCAAAAGGCUAGAGAAAGAAGAGUGUUAAGAAAGAAGUAAACUGAGUGCUGGUCAAGUAAAAUGAGUUAUAACUGAAGAUGACAGUGAGAGAAAGAUGCAAAGGUGGCAGUAAGAUAGAGGUUUAGACAGCAGUGGGAAGGAGAACAGGAAGAAAUGAGGACAUACUUAGGUAGGAAUUUAGCACUUCAAAGGGGAGGGCACAAAUCUUCAAUUUAAUGUAGUAGGGGAGAGGAAGUCAGAGGGAAGAAUAGGAAGGCUAUCAUAGUAGUAUUUUUCCCCUGGAAGAGGCAAGAUAUUUGAGGUGAUCAGAGAGGGGGAAGUUAUAAUUGAUGAGACUAUUUUGAAGUUGAAUUCUACCACAGAGCAGCAGGAAAAGGAGAGGAAAGAAAUGUUAUAAAUGUUGCUUGUCUCUGGUAAAGACAGGCAGGAAGAGAUUGCCUUCUUGCAAGCUUGCCUGAAGGAAGAGGAGGAGAGUUGUCUCUAAUUAUGGAAAGGGAGUGAAGGCAAGUUCAGUUCAGUCCCAUUCUGCUGAGCACAAAGUGAUAAACCAUCUAGAUGGUGAUGCUGGGAAGUUGGGAGAAGGUGCAGCUUGAGCUCUCACAUUCCAGUGUGUUUAUAUAGCACCUAGCACAAAAGUAUCCCAAUCUGGUUUGGGCCAUAUGAGCAGCACCACAAUAUCAAUAUUGUUUGUUGUUAUUUGAGAUUUAUAUAAACAUUAAAAAGUGUCUUUACACAAUAUUUAAGAGACAAAAAAACAGCACAGCAGUCCCCUGAUCUUAUCCUUCUCAACAAAGGAGUUAAAUCAGCUUCAAACUCCAUACUCAAAGCUCUCUCUGCCCAACACUGAUUAUUAUUCUCAUUGACUGUGCUCAUUUAAUGGUAAGGAGAGAACUCAAUAGCAAGAUUUAGGAGUCAUCAGUAAAGAAGUUACAGCUGAGCUAUGGUGCUAAUGAGCUCAUGCAGGGAGUGAGUACAGAGACAGAAAGCAGGGACAAAGAAUAGAACAAUGGGAGACACCAGCAGAGUGUGGGAGAGGAGAAAGGCAGUCACUCAGGGACCUGAUAAAAGAGCAGGUGGAUGAGCAUAAUUAGCAGAGCACUGCUACAGAAGCCAAGGAUGAAAGCAAGUAGAAGGGGAGGAGAGAAUGAUCCAUUAUGUCCAAGACAAGACUAUGGACCUAUUACUGAAAGGUACCAUAAAAAGCAAACUUCAGUGAGUGGCAGACUCUAACCCUUGUGGGAAUGCAUAACUCCUCCACCGAAUAACCCCUGGAGCAAGCAAUAACCCCUGCAUUAGGAUUCAGCAGCUUAAAGUGCUAGAGUGAACAGCCUUCAGGAUGCCAGAGCCAGCAAAGUCCACCUCUGCCCCCAAGAAAGGCUCCAAGAAAGCAGUGACCAAGACCCAGAAGAAGGGGGAUAAGAAACGGCACAAGAGUAGGAAGGAAAGUUACUCUAUCUACGUGUACAAGGUGCUGAAGCAGGUUCAUCCCGACACCGGAAUCUCUUCCAAGGCCAUGGGCAUCAUGAACUCCUUUGUCAAUGACAUUUUUGAGCGCAUUGCCGGGGAGGCCUCUCGUCUGGCACAUUACAACAAGCGCUCAACCAUCACUUCCCGGGAAAUUCAGACAGCCGUGCGUCUACUGCUGCCAGGGGAGCUGGCCAAGCAUGCUGUAUCUGAAGGCACCAAGGCUGUCACUAAGUAUACCAGCUCCAAGUAACCAGGCUCUCAGCUUUCUAAAAUGAAUAUUCAACUUGGAACCCCUCAAUGAUGAGCAUAGCAAAGGGUUGGGUCACGGGGUGGCAACAACUGGGCAAGCAAAAGGCAUGGCCAUUAUUGAUGCAAGAACAGUUUGCAGUCUUAAACUGGAUGUUAGGGCCUGUUUAUGAAGAGGGACUACUGACCCAGACAUUCGUUUAUUUUCAUAAACUUUUCAAAUGUGACAGGGGUUCAGCAAUUUCCACCUAGACCAAACAGAAGGGAACUUCAGUAUCUCAUCAAAAGGACUGGUUUCAAUACAUUAAAAUUCUGCUCUAUGCUUGGGAAGUUCUGCACAUCUGGCAGUGGCAGGCAGGACUGGCAACAGAGAUGUAGAGACUCUGUCUUUGAAGUCUGGCUGUUUGAUUGCUUUCUUCCACACAUCAGAAAUAAGUACAAAGAAAUCAGUGUUAAUAUUUUAUCCUGAGGACAGCAGCCUAUCUAGCUGUCCUUUAGCAAUGUAACUGAUCCAGCUUACAAAAGGGAUAAGAUGCAUAACUUAGGUAAAAUAAAGGAAGCAUGUUAUAUAGAAUACAUGCAGAAUUAAAUCAAUGCUGAUCAAGAAAACCUACGCUGGCAAUAUUGUAUGAAGCCAGUUACAGAGAGAGUCUUGCUGCAUACAAGAUCCACCCCUUAGACUUCAGACAGGUAGAUUCCUAGGUAAAUAUUGAGCCAGACUCCUUAUUCACUCCACGUACUUUGGAGGAAGAACGAUCAGGUUAUGCUUGACAGAGGGCAGAGACCCUGUCCUAUCCUGAGACCCAUUCUGGACAUUUUGGAGCUGGCUGUUUGCUUACUGAUGUGUGAUGGCAGGAGAAGAGGGGGAAUGUUUGGAUUGUAUAGCUGCCUUGCCCUCUGGCUUUCUCCCCUACAUUAAGGACUCAGCUACUGUGUGCUAAAUUACGCUGCUGCUCCUUGCAGAAACUAUUCAGCUUCUCUUGGCCAGUGCCUUGAUGCUGCCUCUGCACUGCCUUCCACAGUCUUAACUGUAUGGGAGGAGACGGAGUAAUCUUCAGAGAGAGGAGCCUCCCUUCCCUGCAAUUCAUUGUAUUUAAAAACAUGAAUGUGAUUGAACCAGCCCUAGAAACAGCAAAUAAAUAUUGGGAAGAGUAUAAAAGGAGUAUAUUGGGAAACUGUCAGAUAAGCGCUGUGUCCAGGCUUUGAAUCAGGAAUGGAGAGACCCUUCUCUAUCAAUGAGACCUACAAACUGGGAGUCAGGUUCUGCAGGCUCUGUUUACAGAUCUGCCACUGUGUUUGUGACUAAAGGCAAGCCAUUUUGUCACUCAGUUCUUUGUUUUACUCAUCUGUGAAAAGAGUAUUGUACUUACCAGCUUCAAACAGCUGUUACCAGGCUUUAAUUGAUCAACAGUUUAAAAAUACUUAAAUAUGUAGCACCUCUCAUCUCAAAGUCCAAAGUAAGAUAAGCAAUAACAAAGUCUUGAUAAAAAGCCACAGAGAUCAGAGGAGAAAUUCCUAAACCAAAAGCUUCACAUGCCAAAACUGCUGGGGGGCAGAAUCAGGACACGUGAAUGGCUGCUGGUUCCUAGUCAGUAUUAACGGAUUAGAUUAUAGAUGCUAGGACUUUAAAACAGCAGUCAAGAUCCCAAAUACACCUUAGUACAUCAGAUGCUAAGAAGAAACCAGACCUAAAGGGCAUGAAAAUUUUAGCCUAAUAAAUUGAGUUCUGCAACAGUGAUCCAUGUUGAUUCCACGAAGGGGUGGGUAGAACCUGCAAUCUCAGGUUCCUUCUGCAACUUUUUCAUUAAAAGAACAAACAAAAAAAACCAAAACAAAACAAAACCAGAAAAAAAGUUAAUCCUACCACACACACACCUAUGUCUGCUUCUUCCCCCCUACACACACACCCUUUCUCUCACCUUCCUCUACUUUUGCCUGCAUGCUGUUUGUUUAGACUACGUUUGCUGGGGCCGGCUUGAGGUGUGCACGUUAAUGUUUCUUUUGGAACCUUGGCAUUAAUAAUUCAUGUUAUUCCAGCCACUAGAAUGGUUUCUGUGCUGUAUGUUCGCAUUGUGUAGCUCUGAUAUUUCAGUAACAGUUUAUAAAGUGCCCUGAGAAAGGGGCAGUGCGUAGUAGUAUUUCCAAGCACAUCCUGGAAAACAGGUUGUGACUUCGCCUCCUGAUCAGUACCUGUUUUGGAAAGGAAGCAAACCAUGCCAGGCCUAAGCCUCAUGAAGUUUGUGUCACCCAGGGCAGCUAUGUAAUCCAGUAUGUCCAUCCUGCCCCUCAAGCCCACCUACAAGGGGUAGGAAUAAGGAAGUAGCAGCUCUGCAGACCCUAAUCUUGGCCCCCUGUUGUGAAUUGUGGUAAUGAUAUCCCGGACCAAGAAAACAGUUUUAUGCUCUCUUCUCUCUGCAACCAUACCCACACCCACAGCUUUAUCUACAUUUAAUGCAGAAGUGCCAGAGAGUCUCAUUAUGGUUCCUUCAUCAAAAAAAUAUUCACAAUUCUGCCCCGACAUACAGAAUUUUGGAGCAAGGACCAUGACUCUCAAUAGCCAAUGCAAUGAACCCCCCGAUCCACAAUAUCAGUAUUUCAUAGUAACAAUCAAAAAUAAAUAAAUAACAAUAAAAAGAUCAUCUCUUGGACCUGACCCUCAGCAGAGUGAGCUUAGUAUGUUUUGUUUCCUGAUUGAACAUCUUAUACUAAGUAACAAAAGAUAUAGUUAUCUUAAUGCUGCCAUCACUGACACAGACCUUCACAAUUGGCCCCACUCUCCUCAAAAGAAGCAGAAUAGACAUAAGUGAAAGAUAGAAAAGGCAUGCCUGCUGCAGCAACAAUACCUUUUUAAAACACUUCUGGGUUCCCCAAACUGUCCAUACUAGUGGUAGCAAGUUAAAACUUCCCUCCAUUCGAUAUUUGGUUUAAUUUACAAAAGGUACCUACACUGAAACACCAGCUCCAGCUCAGCACUUGCACCUAAACCUGGCUGCCGAUGGUUCUCCUCCAAGGAUUACACAGUCCAUCCCAGAAGCCCUCUCUUUACAGAAAACCCAGGUCCAUUCAGGGCUGGAUUAAAGCACAGGCAAACUUGGCACAUGCCUAGAGCCCUAAGUGCAGAAGAGGCCCAGUUAUGCUUAUUUUACAUAUUAUAAAUUGAGUGAAAAAACUCAGGGCCCACAAGUUUGUUUGCUUAGGGUCCAUUAAAGGGUUAAUCCAGCUGGUGCAAGUGCCCAGGAUUAGGCACACAUAGUACACACUGUCACUCAAAAGUUUCCUAGCUGGCUAACAGGGUGGGGUUUGGCACAGCAGGAUUUUCAGGCAAAAUUAUAGCUUAUUACAAGAUGUUGGUGCUGAUCCAAUUCCUUCAAAUUAAAUUGAAUUACACUGAAAUUUGUGCUGCACAGGGCAAAGAGUUUUCUAUCUGGGACCAGGUUAUCAACAUGAGCUGUGCUUCUCUAGGUGAAAUGGGCAAAUAUUCACUAGUGCUUAUCAUUCAGCAGCCAGGCAGCGUAUGAACUACUUUGCUAUUGUUUUUAAAUGGUGCCUCAUUGUGUUGUCUAACAGUCUUACUGAUGCCCAGUGAAAUUAACAAGAGUUCUUCCUUUGAUUUAAUGGGCAUUAUGUUGGGCUGUAAAAACAGAAGCAUUGGAAAAUAAUCUCAGAAAAAGGUCUCAUUGAUUUGCCAACCCAGUGUGCUCAGAGCACGGGGUAUGCUUUGGUCAACAAUUCUUCAGUCAUGGAAUUGUCUGCCGAAUCCAUCUCUGCUGUAGAAGUGUGCACCAGAAUCUAAGCCCUUAAUAACCAUCCUUAAAAACUGCAACUGAAUAUAUAAGGUCCAGCUGCCAAAGUCUGAGUGCCAAAGCCUCCUACUAUACCACUAACAUCCAUGGUACAGUUAUGCAUUAUCAGUAAAACAUCUGUAACAGAUUGAACACUUAAAAAUGUGGAAACCGCACAGAAUCAAUUACUGUAAUAUUAAAAUAAACAGGGGAGGUGGCUGCACUAAUGGAAUUAAUUAUUCCUUUUCAUAUUUAGCACAAUAAGCAAGUUUGGUGUUUUCAUUUAUAUGAACCCACUGCAGAAUUUCUGCUCUCAAGCAAACCUCUGAAACCCUUGAGUGAUUCUGGCACAUGAGAUUCAGCUCGACGCAAAGUACCCAGUGCCUCAAGUCUGACAGGACUGGAGCAUUUUGGGAUGUCUUAUUUUAAGAGUAAAUUGUGCAUAGAAUUUUGACAGUUCCCAAAAUCACACAUGGGAAUUUGUUUUUCAUACUUAAUUUCCAUGCAUGGUUUUUUGUAGGCUUCUUUACGAGAAGACUUUUCUUGUUAUACUGUUCAUACCAUAUGUUCUAGUACUGUGGUGCUGUUGUGCCUAACAGCUAAUUAUAUGUUUUGUUUUAUUUUUGGAUUACAAAUAAAAUUUAACUUUCAAAGCUGA
Molecule: messenger RNA, 6485 nt
Organism: Alligator sinensis (Chinese alligator)
Lineage: Eukaryota; Metazoa; Chordata; Crocodylia; Alligatoridae
Product: histone H2B 5-like
Exons: 3
Coding region: 1669-2049 (126 amino acids)
Cellular component (GO): nucleosome
Molecular function (GO): structural constituent of chromatin; protein heterodimerization activity; DNA binding
Source: RefSeq, a predicted model, not a curated record